Messenger RNA from Bactrocera tryoni, 1298 nucleotides. RefSeq names its product zinc finger protein 821. The transcript has a single exon. Bases 213 to 995 code for a protein of 260 amino acids. Lineage: Eukaryota; Metazoa; Arthropoda; Insecta; Diptera; Tephritidae. The record is from RefSeq and is a predicted model, not a curated record.
CAACAGUGGAAGUUUUUUUCCAUAUUGAUUAGUUAUGUCGCUUUUGUUGUUUACCCAUUAAUUUUCCUAAAAUUGUGUUGAAAUUAGAAAAUAUAUAAUUAAAAAAAACACGUGAAAACGUUCGAGAACAGUGUAUCAUACGCGGCUUUUCUAUAUUUUCCAAGCUGACGACGAACUGCACGAUUGGUAAGACAGUCGUGAAGCAACCCCAGAUGUCCACUGGAGUGGGAGGCGGAGGAAGCAGCAUCACUACUGACCACAGCCGAUUAUAUUUCCUCAAUUCGCCAUCAACACCGCUUUCCGCGCGCGAUCCAUUUUUUAUCAAGCCGGAAUACCUCAAUUAUGAAAAUCCCAUGCACCACCUCUACCCUAGUAACAGGGGCUUAAUCGACUACAACAACUAUACAAGCGCUGCAGUAGCAGCGGCCAGUGGUAGCGGUAGUACAUCGACAAACGCAGUUGCAGCUGUCGCCGCCCUAAAUUUAGAAAAUAAUUUCCAGCAACCUCAAUCACAACAAUCGUCAUCUUCGUCAUCACAACAACAGCAGCAAACACCCACAUCGACGAGUCAAAACCAAACACAGCAAAGUCAACAGCAUCCUUUACAUCUACACCUCAGCACACCGCCAUCGACUCGAGCGCAAAAAGCAGCCCGUCGACGUAGCAACGAAUCUGUGGAGGCCCGUCAGAGACGACUAGCACGUAACGCCGCCCGAAUGCGAGAAAAGCGAUCCAAAGAAAGUGAGGAAGAAUAUCGAAUCCGGCUGGCGAAAAAUGCGGAAGCGAACCGUGUACGACGUCAGAAUGAAAAUGAAGUACAAAGAACCCUAAGACUGAUGAAAAAUGCCGCCAGACAGCGACUGCGGCGCGCUGGUGAGACGCCGGAGGAACGCAAAAAGCGUUUGGCCAAGGCCGCCGAACGCAUGCGAGUUGCGCGAGCAAAUGCGCCGAAAGUGUAUAAGCCUCCACUGGAGGAUCGCCUUAAGGGUUACUAAAUACGCAUAUAUAAAUACUUGUACGUCAACAGGCAGCAUCAAAUCUAUCUCAUAAUGGACAAAAAGAAGACGUAUGGUAUUGAUGUUAUGCACCAUGAACCAUUAUUAAUGACGCAACAAAUACAACAAUAACCGUUAAUAAAGAAGUAGCAACACAAAAACUCAGCUGGAUAGUAGGAAAAAAAAAAACAAAAAUAUAAUGCGAACAAGAAUGUUUUGAACAGAUGAAAGGUUUUAGUCGCACACGCAUUGGUUUAAGCUCAGGAAACUUGGCUUUCAUUGCGCGAUCGUAUCAUCAAAGGG